AUGUCAUGGAUGAAAGAAAGUUUAACUGAUCAACUGACAACUCAAGAAAUUAUUAAUAAUCAGACAAAUUCAGCUUUAUAUAAAAAUAUUGCAAUACCACAUGAACAACAAGUUUAUAGAUAUAUUAUGAAAAAUUAUGAAUUAUGCGUUAGACCAUUAAAAAAUAUAUCAGAAAAAUUAAUCGUUAAACUGUAUAUACGAUUACAACAAAUCAGUGGAUUAAAUGAACGGAAUCAAGUGUUAACAACUAUCAUGUUUCUUGAACAGAUAUGGGAAGAUGUUUAUUUAAAAUGGAAUGAAACAGAAUUUGGGAAUGUAAGAACUUUACGUAUACCAGCUAAACAAAUAUGGACUCCAGAUACAUACGUAUUUAAUAACGCUGAUCAUAUAAAUUCAGGUUUUUUAGAAGGUAUCUACGUUUUAGUGCAUAGUUCUGGUAAAGUUACCUGGUCAAUACCAGUCCAGUUGAAAACCUCAUGUAAAGUUGAUAUCACAUUAUUUCCAUUUGAUUAUCAAAAUUGUGAAAUACAAUUUGGUUCAUGGAUCUACCAAUCUGAUUGGAUUGAAUAUCAAUUUGAAAGUCAAUCGUUACAUGAGAAUUUAACAACAUCAUAUAGAAUGAAUCAUUCUGAUGAAGAAUUCGACAGCGAUAAAGUCAAUAAUAAUAAUAACAAUCAUGGGAUGGUAUUAUCGAUGAAGAUUACCUGA
Molecule: messenger RNA, 708 nt
Organism: Trichobilharzia regenti
Lineage: Eukaryota; Metazoa; Platyhelminthes; Trematoda; Strigeidida; Schistosomatidae
Source: the annotation of a GenBank genome assembly